This is a messenger RNA of Exophiala xenobiotica, 1900 nucleotides long. RefSeq lists its product as uncharacterized. Gene Ontology annotation, biological process: amino acid transmembrane transport. The transcript is spliced from 2 exons. Bases 1 to 1740 code for a protein of 579 amino acids. Gene Ontology annotation, cellular component: membrane. The record is from RefSeq and is a predicted model, not a curated record. NCBI's taxonomy places the organism in Eukaryota, Fungi, Ascomycota, Eurotiomycetes, Chaetothyriales, Herpotrichiellaceae. Gene Ontology annotation, molecular function: amino acid transmembrane transporter activity.
AUGGACGGGAAGCCAGUCUUCAACGAUGGAGACGCCAUCGACCCCGAGAAAAGGGAUGCCGCUGGUAUUCCCCAUGGGGCUGGCGCCAGUCAGGAAGUCAAGAUUGCCGACAACCACGAGCCCUACAAGCUACCAUUCUGGACUCGCAUGGGAUGCACGCCGGAGUCCUUCAAGAAAAGAAGUACUACGGACAAGCACAAUCAACUCAACCAAACUUUGCGUUCCCGCCAUUUGCAUAUGAUUGCCAUCGGCGGCUCAAUUGGCGCUGGUCUUUUUGUUGGUACUGGUUCGGCGCUUCGAAGAGGUGGGCCUGCCUCGCUUCUCCUGGAUUAUGGCAUCAUAGGUAUCAUGAUCUUCAAUGUCGUCUUUGCUCUUGGGGAGCUUUGCAUCAUGUAUCCUAUCUCUGGCGGCUUCUACACGUUCUCCACACGGUUCAUCGACCCUUCCUGGGGCUUUGCCAUGGGUUGGAACUAUGUGUUCCAAUGGGCAAUAGUGCUGCCGCUUGAGAUUACUGUGGCCUCCUUUACCAUAUCCUUCUGGACCACCAACGUCCAUGUGGCUGUAUGGAUUUCGAUGUUCCUGGCAAUUAUCAUCAUCAUCAACGUAUUUGGCGUCCUGGGAUACGGCGAAGAAGAGUUCUGGUCCAGUGCACUGAAACUUAGCGCCAUUGUGAUCUUCAUGAUCAUUGGUCUUGUCCUCGUCCUAGGCGGUGGUCCAAGUGAUGGUAUCUACGACAGCUACUGGGGCGCUCGAUUGUGGUAUGACCCUGGAGCGUUCCGAAACGGCUUCAAGGGCUUCUGCUCAGUCUUCGUCACGGCCGCCUUCGCCUUCUCCGGAACAGAACUUGUUGGUCUCGCCGCAGCCGAGUCCAGAACACCGUUGAAAUCGCUCCCGUCGGCUGUCAAGCAAGUCUUCUGGCGAAUCACACUAUUCUACAUCCUGUCUCUUCUGUUCGUUGGACUGCUCGUCCGUUCUGAUGACGAGCGUCUCCUUGGUGCCAAUCCUUACGUCGACGCACAAGCCUCCCCCUUUGUCCUUGCUGCUCGGGAUGCUGGACUCAUUGGGUUUGACUCGUUUAUGAACGUGGUCAUUCUCGUGUCGGUUAUCUCGAUCGGCAACAGUGGUGUCUAUGGUGGCAGUCGAACACUUACCGCCCUGGCUGAGCAAGGCUACGCGCCCAAGAUCUUCGCCUACGUCGACCGCGCCGGUCGCCCAUUAGUCUCUACGAUCACCAUCAUCGCCUUUGGCGCUUUGGCUUACCUUGGCGUCGCUGAAUCCGGUAUCGAGAUCUUUGACUGGCUUCUUGCAUUGUCCGGGCUCGCUGCCCUCUUCACAUGGGGGUCAAUCUGCGUGGCACACAUCCGAUUCCGCUCGGCGUGGCACCAUCAGGGUCGCUCACUCGACGACAUCCCGUUCAAGGCGGUCGGUGGCGUCUACGGGUCUUGGGUCGGGAUCAUCCUCAUCGUUCUGGUCCUGAUCGCUCAAUUCUACGUCGCGAUCUGGCCUCCUGGUGGCGGCGUCAAUGACGCCGAGGGCUUUUUCAAGUCGUACCUCGCUCUACCUGUGGUCAUGUUUUUCUGGGCGUGCGGCUAUCUCUGGAAACGAGAGGGAUGGCUGAGACUCGAUCAGGUCGAUCUCGACUCGGGACGGAGGGAGAUUGAUUGGGAGGCGCAUCACAAGGAGGUCGAGAAGAGAAGGAACGCAAGUCUGCCGAUGAGAGUCUUUUACUUUAUGUUUUAGAGAGAUAGAAGGACUUGUCAUUUCAGAGAGAUCAGAGGCGGGGACUGGUCGAAGAGUCUCCUGGAGGGUGGUACUAGAAAGAUGAGAUGCGCUCGGAAUAGCCUCCAAGUUUGAAGUGUCACGGAUUGUCUGCAAGCCUAUGCUCCACGGUCCACAGUCC